UGAAAAAGCAGAAUUUUAGAAAAGCAAAAAACAAACUCUUUUCAGCUGUAAGAUUUUUUUAAAAAUUUUUUUUAAAUAUCGAGCUCUUUACAAAGUUUGUUGCUUGUUUCUGUUGGUGCUGCCGUCAUUGAUCACUGAGCUAAUCAUCAUGCAGUCACGCUGAGAAAAGAGAACAUGUGUUCAGCUGGUUGUCAACUUGAAUAUAACACAUGAAUACAUAAAGGCCUAUGUGGGAUUUGAUUACAUCCGUUGGUAUAUUUACACGGCUGUGUCACCGUGUUCAGGACUCUUUCUGAGUGUUGACUCAGUGUGACGUCAUUGACGGCUGCUUAUGAGCAGAAGGAGGCCGAGCUGUAAAUCCAUUAAUCAGACGGUCGUGUCACUAAUGAGUGGAGUUAACAGAUCAACAACCUCCCAGCUGUCUAAGACCUGUUAGAUCCAAGAUCUGAUUUUAAAGGAGGCAGUUUCUACUAGAAUAAGCAUAAAUAAUGUAAAAUUAAAUAUGGAAUACAGAUGUUUGGAUCAAGGAUAAACAGAUGAUCAAAACAUUUAGUAAAGCUUCCUCUCCGUCUCCACACCAGUAAACUGUGUCUCAGUACCAAGUGGUUGGUUGCCGACCUGGACGACUGUUCUCUUGUGGUGGAAACUAUCCUGGACCUGGAGCACGUCGAAGUCACCACCGAGAAUGCACUGGACGUGGUGGUGAUGAUUGAAAGUUUACUCAGAGACCACUCCACCCUCAGCUACCAGGAGCUGGUGACGGUGCUCAACAAGCUGAAGGACAUCAUCAGCGUCAGUGUGGUCACACCACACCUGGGUCAAGGUCUCGUCAACAUCCUGUCUGACAUACUGGAGUCUGACAGCGACCUGCUGCCUUUUACAAACACGAUCCUAAACAUCACCGAGGCAGUGGGAGAGAGGAUGGUGGGCUACGAGGGCUGCUCCACCCUGGUCGCUCCAGCCAUCGCCAUCUCAGUGGUGGACGUCGUUCCCAAAGACUUUGACAGUUUGACAUUCGGAGUGUCGUCUGACCGCGCCGGCAAAAAGCCAGAGAUUUUCAUCAACAGGUAUCCCUUCAACAGCACAGUGGCUUUUAUCUCGCUGCCAUCUGUCCUGCAGCACAGCUUCCCACAGAACAGCUGGAACCAGAACCCACCGAGGGUUGUGUUUCAGUUCUUCGGCAUCCCGAUGCUCUUCAGGAGCAGCAAGAAUGGGCAGACCCUCAACACCUUCGUGGUGUCAGCCAGUGUGACCAACACCAGCGCUCCGAUCAGAGACCUGGAGGAGGAUGUCAAAGUCACGCUCCACCACAUCAUCCCCAAUAAACUUUACAAGGACGUCCAGUGUGUUUACUGGAACUUCAAUAAAAACAAUGGACACGGCGGCUGGGAUGAUUAUGGCUGCAGAAAAUACAACAGCAGCUCCGACUACACAACGUGCCUGUGUGAUCACCUCACGCACUUCGGAGUUCUGCUGGAUGUUUCCAGGACUCAGGUGGACCCGGCUAAUGAGCAGAUCCUGACCAUUAUCACCUAUGUUGGUUGUGGAGUUUCCUCCCUGUUCUUGGGAAUCACUGUUCUCACUUACACAGCUUUCGAAAAGCUUCGUCGAGACUACCCCUCCCAGAUCCUCAUCAACCUCUCCCUGGCGCUGCUGUGCUUGAACCUGGUGUUUCUGGUCAACUCCUGGCUGUCCUCCUGGGGUCUGUACGGUCUCUGCGUGGCCGUAGCGUCCACCCUGCACUACUUCCUCUUGGCGUCAUUCACCUGGAUGGGACUGGAGGCCGUUAACAUGUAUUUCGCGCUUGUCAAAGUCUUCAACGUCUACGUGCCCUCUUACAUCCUCAAGUUCUGCGCUCUGGGUUGGGGGAUUCCUCUGGUGAUCUGCAUCCUGGUGCUCAUCGUGAACAGAGAGGCCUACGGCAGUCACCUCUACACAGAGUCGCUGGACAACUCUGACAACUUCUGUUGGCUCCAGGACGACGUGACCUUCUACGUGUCUGUGGUUGCCUACGCUGUGCUCAUCUUUCUCUUCAACAUUGGGGUUUUUGUGGUGGUUCUGAUCCAGAUUCGCCACAUGCGAGUUAACAGCCCGGCUGGAACCCGCAGUGGACUGUUGCAUGACCUGAAAGGAGUUGCGAGUCUCACCUUGUUACUGGGACUAACAUGGACUGUUGGCUUCUUUACCUGGGGACCAGCCAGAAUAGUUCUGCUUUACCUUUUCUCUGCACUCAACAGCCUGCAAGGACUUUUCAUCUUCCUCUUCCACUGUCUGAUGAAGGAAAAUGUCAGGAAACAGUGGAGGAUUCAUCUCUGCUUCGGACGUUUCCGACUUGAAGAAUAUUCUGAGGGUAGCAACUCUGCAUCCGUUGGAGUCAUGGCCAAACCCAGACCGAAUCCUCCCAGAGCAUCAGUACCAUCGGUCCGCUCGGUCAAGUCGAGCUCCACAGACAGCACGUCAGCAUCCUCCGACUCCAGCCAGAGAGACUCGUCCUGCAGGAGACCAAACCUGGGCCUCUUUGUGAAUUCUUUGGCUCUCCCUCGAGCCCAGAGGAGCAUCUCAGGUUCAGCAGCUCUGCCGUCACACAGGGGAAUGAACCAAACACCUGGCUGGAGGAAUCACUUGCUUAACCAGCAAGAACGAAGAUAAAAAUUAUACACUCAACACAUAUUUUCAUUUUCGUACAAACACAUGAAAACCUACAAAUAACAGAAUCUGUCAUGAAAAGCUUUAAAAUGAUGUGAUGUACUUCUAUACGAGCCACAGAUGUGUAAUUUAUGCAGCGUGGUGCUGACAUUAACUGUGAAGCCUCAUUGUAUCCCAGCUUCAUUAGAUUAUCUCAUCAUGCAAUUCUUUUGUUUUUUGUUUUUGCUAAAUAUUGUAAAAGAGCCUGUAAUUACGAGGACAUGAGUAGUUGCAUCGGUUCCAAGGAGGAGUUGGUUGCCAAGCAACUGGUGAGUGGAGCCAUGGUGACAAUGAACCGUGGUACCACAGUUUGUAUGAAAAAAAAAAAAAUACAAUUUUGAAUUUGGGAUGAUGCAAGUCUCCCUGUGUUCUCCUCUAUUCGUGCCAGAGAAUCUGUGCUUCAGGUUAAACCGAGUCAUUAUUCUUCAAUCACUUCAUAAUCUCCUCAUGAAUUGAUCACCGUGACGUCUUUGAGUCCGACUGCUGGCUUGUUCCCACACGUCCGUUAUGAUGGUUCGACAUAUUGAUUUUACAGGCACCACUGGUGUGAG
Messenger RNA from Acanthopagrus latus (yellowfin seabream), 3236 nucleotides. Its product is annotated as adhesion G-protein coupled receptor G2-like. Gene Ontology annotation, molecular function: G protein-coupled receptor activity. The transcript is spliced from 15 exons. NCBI's taxonomy places the organism in Eukaryota, Metazoa, Chordata, Actinopteri, Spariformes, Sparidae. Gene Ontology annotation, cellular component: membrane. Gene Ontology annotation, biological process: adenylate cyclase-activating G protein-coupled receptor signaling pathway; cell surface receptor signaling pathway. Bases 706 to 2649 code for a protein of 647 amino acids. The record is from RefSeq and is a predicted model, not a curated record.